Messenger RNA from Pomacea canaliculata, 1953 nucleotides. Its product is annotated as transmembrane protein 179B-like. NCBI's taxonomy places the organism in Eukaryota, Metazoa, Mollusca, Gastropoda, Architaenioglossa, Ampullariidae. The record is from RefSeq and is a predicted model, not a curated record. The transcript is spliced from 5 exons. The coding region runs from base 244 to 927 and encodes 227 amino acids.
AUUUCUGCGCUUAGUUCAGGAGAGAGGGGGACUGGUGUUUUACUCCGAGCCAGCUACUAUAAGGCUAAAUCACGGCAAGGCAGCCAGCCCUAUAAUCAGAUGUCACAUGCAGAGAAAGAACAGCGUGCCCGAGAUGAGAGCUGAACCCUGACAUCCAACCUUCCCUGUAUUGAUGAAUGUCGCUAUCGAAUGACAGCUGCGCGGCAUAUUUAAUUAAGGAAGUAAAUCGCGGUAGAAGAAACCAUGGCGUUUUUGCUUGAUUUUCAUUUACUUGCACAAACUGUUGUGUAUUUCACAUCCAUUGUCUGCGGUCUUGCCAUUUCGAUUCCAAUUGGAGUUACGAAGACCAGCUUUGACAAACAGUGCUUGCUGUACACAGAAUUCCAGUGGAAAAACAGUACCUUCUUCCUUGCAAAAUUUGGAGAUGCUGGAUCAUGUAACUUUAUCAUUUUUGCAAGUGUUUUUGUGGGCAUCUUCUAUCCACUAGGAUUGGGAAUACAAUAUGUUUACGCCCUCACCAGGAAAAAUCCAAAUAUUGGGUCUCAGAUGUGGGUUCUGCCAUUUAUUCUCUCAAAUUGUGUUGCUGCUGUCUUGUUCUUCAUUGGGGCAUGCAUCAUCAGUGUGGGAUUAAAGUCAUUAUGUGAUUCAUACUUAAAAAGACCUGAACCAUAUUUUGAAAGCUGUGCUGAUGCAGACAAAUCCCGAUGGUAUAAUAAUGAUGGCUUGUUAGUUACCCGAGGCUCAUUCUAUUCCUACCUUCAUGCAGCUGAGGUAGCAAGUUGGGUAAUGGUCUUUGUAUGGGCAAUACAAGUCGGUCUUGGAGUUUUUAGACUCUACAAAAACCGUCGUCAACACUCAGCAGAUUCUGCACAAGUAACUUCUGAGGGAAAGGAAGGAAAUCUGAAAGCUAUUGCAGCUGAUGUUUAGAAAUACUAAACUACGGCCACUACUCAUCUCUGUAUAAAAAAAAAUCACAUACAUUUAAAGAUCAAUAUCAGAAAUCAACUUUAAGAUCCUGGUGAGAUUAUAGAUGUCAAAUUUCAUGUACACUUAAAGUCAUCCAUUAAAGGAAAAAGUUUUCUCCACAACCUGAACAUUUUUAAAGAUCUGGCUUUCUAAUGCACAUCCUUCUAAUACUAGAAGAAAUGAAAAAUUAUAUGUUAUAAAAUAGCCAUAUACUUGGAUGUUUUGUAAUUUUUCAAUGUUUACUAGAACUCAUAUGUUACACCAGAAUUUUGUGGUACUUAGAAAACUGGGCUUUCUACUUUUUUUGUCACAAACAGCAGACCAUAAGUAAAAUCCACUGGUAUGGCUGUACUGAACAGUAUUCAUGCAGAUUUAUUCUCAAGGUGCUCUUAGUUUUCUGCAGAAUAACUUUCAUGGAUAGUAUUUUUUUUAAUGACAAUUAAAAGAUCUGCUGGCAAACUUUUUGUAAUAUAAAAUAUAUAUACGUUGACAUUUUUUCUUUUUUACCUUAUGUUAUUGGUCAUAUUGAGCUUUACAAGAGUUUCCUACAACAGGUUGUAAACAAUGCUAUUUUUUAAAAAAUGCAACUGGUUCAUUUUUGCUAGUGUUUUAUAUCAGUUUUGCCCAUUGUUAUAUCUUUGUGGCCUUCUGCGGUAAGCAUUCAUUGUGUGUACAUUUUUAGUAUUCUUGCUUUUUUAUAAUGUAAAUAUCUGUGCCAAAGUAACAAUGACGAUAUUGUUGAGCAAUUUAUUAUUAUUUGAUGGAACUAUUAGUAACACCUAUACAACAGGAAGUAAAUUCUAGACAUAAAUAUGAUAGCAUGGAUCAUGCCUUUUAAAUAUUGCUUCAAAAGAACAAUAUUCAAAAGUCUUUUUAUUUUGGUACCAAUAUAUAUCUGCUUAUUGUCCCAGCUCAAGUACAAAUUUUUACAAGCAUUAUAAGUAACAUUUACAUUUUUUCAAGAGGAUUGUUUAUUAAAUUACUUUU